Fusarium fujikuroi IMI 58289 is the source of this 1113-nucleotide messenger RNA. RefSeq lists its product as uncharacterized. NCBI's taxonomy places the organism in Eukaryota, Fungi, Ascomycota, Sordariomycetes, Hypocreales, Nectriaceae. The transcript has 3 exons. Bases 1 to 1113 code for a protein of 370 amino acids. The record is from RefSeq and is a predicted model, not a curated record.
AUGGCUCAGCCGGUAUUCGAAUUCCCAUAUGGUGCUCAAGGUGGACGAGAAUUAUGUUUGGAAGAAGGUUUUCACGGGACAUUUGCAUCUCAAAAGGCAUUCGUCGACAUUACUUUUGAAAACAACAUCCCUAGCACAAAAUCACAUGUGAUGCACGUCACCUUCAUGAAGACUGCGAAAGUCAAGCAACACGGAGUGCUCAAGCUUUACGACCGGCGUUAUCCUGGACGCAUUCGUCAAGCUAAUGGCACAGCCGCAGCCACAGCUCCUUCGGUUGCAGAAGAUGCUGCGUAUCGGACACUCGUGCGUCAAGGAAAAAUGGAUGUUUUCCCGUUAGCCCUGAAACACAUCUACAAAACCGAUCCCAAGACCUGCGCGAGCGACUUUCUUCACAACCACAGGUUUGGCGGUGCCAGUUUUGGCGGUGCCGAGUUCGAUAGCAUGGCAAGAUUUGAAGCUGCUACUUGGUACGAGUGUGACCAGCACUUCAAGACCGAAUUAAAGGCGUAUAAAAAGCUGGAACGACUUCAAGGCUCCCGCAUACCACGCCUCUAUGCACAUGUGCGAAUUCCACAUGGUGACGUUCCCCAAGCUGCUCGAGACGACGCACCAUGGGACCGAUUUCUUUGUGUUCAUGGUCUUCUGCUAGAACACAUUCCUGGCCUCCAACUCGAAUACUGGCCUACACCCGACAUUGCUUCAAACAUGUUAAAGACACAGAUCAGUACAUCGGGCGUUCUUCUCAAAAAGACUUGCAAAAAUGUUAUAGUGAAGGAGUACAACCCCCGCAUCUCAUUGCCCUUUAUCGUCGAUUUCACUGAGGCUGUGUUCAAAGAAGACUUGGACGAGCUUGAGAUUAAGAAACUUCCAAUAAGUCGCAUGUUGUUUGCACAUGUCCAAAUCCUCCAGCCUGGUUUGGAACAGGCAUAUUGGGAUAAGGCGAAGGAGAGCCGUUACCUGGACUUGUUUGCUGAAAGCUUCGGCAUGAUCCUUACUCAGAAAGGAAUAGACCAAAUUAGGGUCAAGAUUCGCAAUUAUCAGGCCAUACCUGAGGAAUUCAGUCAGUGGCUGAAGGACGAGAGUGGGGGUGUACGGCCUUCAUACUUAACGUGA